Molecule: messenger RNA, 4056 nt
Organism: Komagataella phaffii GS115
Lineage: Eukaryota; Fungi; Ascomycota; Pichiomycetes; Pichiales; Pichiaceae
Product: Membrane-associated protein
Exons: 1
Coding region: 1-4056 (1351 amino acids)
Biological process (GO): protein targeting to vacuole; endosomal vesicle fusion
Cellular component (GO): HOPS complex; late endosome
Molecular function (GO): protein binding
Source: RefSeq, a predicted model, not a curated record
AUGGACUCUCCAGACACGAAGGGGUCUCAAGGGCGGCUAUACUCGCCUUCAAUUGUCUCUUCAUCUACUGUAAACAGGUCUUCUUUUGAUGAAAGACUGAAAACCAGAUUUAGUGUCGUUUCAAUUGAAGAAAACGUACUCAAGAAUGGUUCUAGCUCUCCGAUUAAAGAUGAUGAUAAUGAGCCGAUAAAAUGGAUCAAGUUGAAGAAGCUGUCGGCCCAUUUUACGCAUGCUACCAGAAUCGAACAUGGAGCCCCAAUCUCAAUGGCUACUGGAUCUCAAAUUUGCAUAGGAACCUCCAAGGGAUUCGUACUUAUCUUUGACUACAAACAGGAAUUGCGAACGAUAUUGAAAAGUGCCACAACGUAUGAUCCGAUUACGGUUCUCACAUUAUCCGCAGACUCUACACACGUUGCGUCAGGUCACCAAAGUGGAGAUAUCUAUUUAUGGGAAAUUAGUAAAUCUGUACCUAUACUGAAAAUCCCUGCUAUUCCUAAAGAGGACCUGCUGAAGAAUCCGAAAGCUAAUGGUCAUUUGCAUAACACUCCUAUUCACAAUUUGUACUUCAUGGGAAAGCGAAGAACGGCACUUUUGUCCACUGACAUAACGGGAAUCAUGGUCCAGCACAACGGCUAUAGAAAUAUCAGGGGUCUUCGAGUUCAAACAAAAAAUGUACUGGGAAAAUACCACAUGAAUAAUAACAAAAUUACCGACUCUACGAUUCUUUCAUUUGCUCCUUUGGCUCUGGGUACUGCCAUGGACCGUACUGAUAAUAUUGGAGUUAUUGCAUUGAUGACUUCUAAUGUACUUCUCGUCAUCUCAACUAAUCCAUCACUUCAAACUCAUUUCAAAGUCGGAAAACCCAAAUCUAUGAACAAGCGUCUUCCAAUUACUGGUAGUUUAGCUUGGUUUCCUGCUGUAAAGACAGAAAAUGGCAAGAGACAGCCCAAACUUGCGUAUUGUUGGUCCAAUGUCUUGACAGUCCUGGAUUGUAAUAACGAGUCAAUCAAGGACUCCCAAGAUCAAGAAUCUUUGAUUUUGAAGCUAGAAAAUAAAAAAAGAUGGGCCGGAAGGGAAGCCAUUAUCAGUGUUUCCUGGCUUACUAAAGACAUUAUUGCAUUGAUAACAGAAUCUCACAGGCUUCUUUUGAUCAAUUACGACACGAUGACAGUCUCGUCCAUUAUUGACCUUUUCACUAAAAGCAUCCAUGUUACUCAGUUGUUCAAGCCAACCACUGAAAUAGACAGGCUUACUCCAUUCAUGUACCAUUGUGUUUUCAAAGUCUAUAAGCAUAGACUUUUCAUUUUGGGAAAGCAUGACAUAUACAUUGGAACAUUAAACAACUGGGCCGAUAGACUGUUGGAAUUGCUUUCAAAAGGUGACUAUUUGGAAGCAUUGACGAAAGCAAAAGACUAUUACGAUGGAAAUUGUGAUUUGAACCUAUUAAGGUUGCCAAAAGAUGACAAUCGACGUCACCUCGUUGUUUCCAGUCAUAUUUUACAGAUAAUGACCGCUUCAUUGGACUUUAUAUUCUCCAAAAAACAACUUCAAGACGAAGCAUUUUUGGAAUUGUUUCUAGAGAAUUGCAUAAACUGUUCGAUUACCAUCGAUGUUGAUCAGUCAACUUACGAUCAAUUCUAUGAAGCUUAUAUGAUCCACGGGUACGAGUACCUUUUUUUCAAUACGUUAGAGCCGUUCAUUUUGAACAAUAAGAUCCAUACACUUACUCCUUCAAUUUUGAAGGCAAUGAUCCCAUUUUAUCUUAAGAUGAAUAGGGGCGAAAGAGUUGAACAAUUAGUCUGCUUAUUGGACAUCGAACAGUUAGAUAUUGAUGCUACCGUUCAACUCUGUGAAGAAUACAAGCUUCAGGAUUUGCUGAUAUACGUAACAAACUAUCUUUUCCAAGACUAUAUUACACCUCUUGUGAACUUUAUUAAGAAAAUCAUCCAGAUCUCCAAUGAAGCGGCCAACCUGUCUGUUCUUGAAUUGGAAAGUCUUUCUGCUGAGGCACGGUCGGUCUACGGUUAUAUCACUUACAUUCUGACCGGGAGACAUUAUCCAAUUGAACGACUCAUUGAUUUUGACAAGGAAACACAGGCUAAGUCAAGUGUCUACUAUGUUCUGUUCAAUGGUACUUCGAUUGAGUGGCCCAAGGGUGCGGGAAAACUUCACAUUACAAAUGAUUUGGAACAUGAGCCGGCUUUUCCCUACCUCUACCUUCUUUUAAAGUACGAUUGUUUUUCAAUGUUAUCGGCUUUGAAUGAAGUGUUUGAAGACUCUCAGUUGAAUGACGAAGAUAUCAACUACUCAUUCUCUAAUGAUCUUCAAAAUUGGAAAGUCAGCAGACAAUAUGUCGUCGACGUUCUCCUUGGUGUUUUCAACGACAAUGACUUUAAGGACCAAGAAAAUACACUUCUCGCAAUAUUUAUAGCCAGAAAUUAUCCCAAAUACAAACAGUUUAUCAGGCUCUCAGAAUCUGUUUUACACGAAGUGUUAACAAAAUUGUGUAUAAUACCAGAUCCCUCAUUGAAGAAAGAAUGUGAAUUGAGUCUCCAAAGUUUGCUGUCAGUAUACCACAUUCCCAAUUUGAAUGAGUGGAUCAGCGUGUUUGAAGAAUGUGGUUUUUUUAACGUGCUUUUCAAUGUCUACAAAUAUGAGCACAAAUAUGAUACAUUUUUGAAGCUGUGGCUCCAAGAGAAGCAAAAACAAGCUUUGCAAGAUGUCGGCGAUGAUUCAGAUGAAUCAUAUAAUGAUAUUGGCACCCUUGUUGAAACCUUAGAGAAUUGCUUUGAGUCAGUCGGUAAGAAUUCCCAAGAGAAGGCAGGUAUUGAGACCUUUCUUUCUGAGAAUUUUGAAGCACUGUUUUCCAUUGAAAAGCCCAGUAAUAUUGUUAGAGUUCUCAACAAGUACUGCCCAAAACUACAUUACAAUAUUUUGCGAAGUUCAAACGAAGAACUACAGUACGAGUAUAUAUCGGCAAUGGUUGAACAAGAAAAAUGCUCGUAUGGAUCAGUGGUCUACAUAGAGUUUAGAACACUUUAUGUUAAGCUUCUCUGUGAGUUUGAUCAGGAGGCUUUGCUGGAAUUUAUAAAAAAAAUUGAAGUUUCUACAAUAGAUGCUAUUGCUGCUGAAUCCUAUUUGACAAAGUUUCAUCAAAUAGAGGCCCUAGUUUUACUUUUGGAGAAAGAAAGAAAGCAGCGAGAAGCCUUACAGAUUUUAAUUCAGCAUAUAUCUACGUUGGGUCAACAACUUCAGCUAGAAAACACAAAAAGCGAUGUACAUAGAAUCGAAGGUCAAUUGUGGAAAUUUUUGAUGAUGGUUAUAGAAAUACUGAAAAUUGAGAAUGACGAAGAGCUAAUGGUUCAGGUUAUGGAAAUGCCUGUUGCAUUAUUCAAUAGUUUUACAGAAGGCGGAAAUGACAGUAAAGAAACCACCAAUAUCCUGAAGCGAUUUGUCCAAGAUACUUUUAUGAAUAUUAUAGGAAUUUACCAAUCCACCACUGCUCCGGAAAAUGUCAAAAGUACAUUUGUGGACGUAUUCUCUUCGUUCCUUCAAAGAGCUUCUUCCAAGAUUACCACACUUGGCGAUGUAAGAGCUGUGCUAAGGGAAAUAUUCAUUGUUUACGGCUUUGAGAAGGUAAUCUUGAACAUCACCCUGGGCCUAAUCAAUGAGGAUAUCUAUAAGGUGAUGGAGAAGCUACACAGUAAGAAGUACUUAGGCUGGACAACUGGUGUUACCGAUUGUGUAAUUUGUGGUAAAAAGCUUUGGGGAUCUUCCAUGCCUAAUGAAGUGUACUCUAUGUGGGAAGAAGGAAUAUUGGAAGACGAUCAAAGUGCUAAGAAGACCUCCUUUUUUAUCAAUGAUGAAGGUGAGCUCAUGACCAAUUCAACUGUGAAUGGAGCCAUGCAAAUUGAACCCGUACAAUUGAACGAUUACAGUCCUUACGAACUUGUCGUUUUCCGUUGUCGCCAUGGAUAUCACAGUAAAUGUCUUUUCAAUUUAGGAACGCAGAAGAAGAUCAAGUGUAUUAUAUGUGCAGCCGACGAUGCUCAAUAG